AUGAAGCUCAUCAGGUUCUUGAUGAAGCUGAACAACGAGACGGUGACCAUCGAGCUCAAGAACGGCAUUGUCGUCCAUGGCACCAUCACCGGCGUUGACAUCAGCAUGAAUACUCAUCUGAAGACUGUGAAGCUCACACUGAAAGGGAAAAAUCCUGUUACCCUUGAUCACCUCAGUGUGAGGGGAAACAACAUCCGCUAUUAUAUCCUUCCUGACAGCUUAAACCUGGAGACUUUGCUGGUUGAGGAAACACCAAGGGUCAAACCUAAGAAGCCAACUUCAGGGAAGCCUUUGGGUCGUGGGCGCGGCCGUGGACAUGGGCGCGGCCGGGGUCGGGGACGUUGA
Molecule: messenger RNA, 345 nt
Organism: Setaria italica (foxtail millet)
Lineage: Eukaryota; Viridiplantae; Streptophyta; Magnoliopsida; Poales; Poaceae
Product: small nuclear ribonucleoprotein SmD1a-like
Exons: 4
Coding region: 1-345 (114 amino acids)
Biological process (GO): spliceosomal snRNP assembly; RNA processing
Cellular component (GO): commitment complex; U12-type spliceosomal complex; SMN-Sm protein complex
Molecular function (GO): RNA binding
Source: RefSeq, a predicted model, not a curated record